This is a messenger RNA of Cyprinodon variegatus (sheepshead minnow), 702 nucleotides long. RefSeq lists its product as uncharacterized. The coding region runs from base 1 to 702 and encodes 233 amino acids. The transcript has 5 exons. Lineage: Eukaryota; Metazoa; Chordata; Actinopteri; Cyprinodontiformes; Cyprinodontidae. The record is from RefSeq and is a predicted model, not a curated record.
AUGGUGGCUGGAUUCUACCGUCAAGGACCAAAGCCUGAUUAUACUGCUGUUAUUCAAGACUCUCUGUCUGAUACAGUUCAUGAAGGUGAUUCUGUAAAUUUGCAGUGUUCAAUUUUCGCCCAGUCAGAAAAGAAAACAUGUCCAGAGGAGAGCAGGGUGUUCUGGUUAAGAUUCUCCUCAGUAGAGAAACGUCCAAGUUUAAUUUAUGCUCAAAAGGAGGUUGAGGGUAAAUGUGAACAUAAUCCUGAUCCUCAGUCUGGGCAGAGUUGUGUCUUUAGUUUUGUCAAAGACAACAUCAGCUUCUUGGAUACUGGAACGUAUUAUUGUGCUUUGGCUGCAUGUGGUAGGGUUGUUUUUGGAAAUGGGACAAAACUGGAGUUUCAAGAUAUUAGUAAUACUUAUUCACGGAGGAACAACUCUCUUCUCCUUCUUAGUGUCAUUUUGCCUUUGAUGGUGAUCGUUACAGCACUAUUAGUCUGUAUUAUCAGGAAAAAAUCCUGUAAUUUUUGCAAAGAGUCAGAGAAUCUAGAAAGAAAUUAUACAACAGUUUGUGGACAACAAAAUCAACAGAGAAAUGGAGAUGAUUUAGUUUAUUCUAAACCAACUUUUUUGCGGAUGAAAGCUGACAGGGCGGACAGAGUUAAGGCAAGAAGAAGAGAAGAUACCAUCUACAGUGAUGUCAGAGCAUUUGAUGGAAACUAA